CUCUCUCUCUCAUCCUAAUGUUAAUAAUAAGCCCUUAUAAUUUGGCUCCUUUGUAAGAAGUAGCUUUCUUUGUGUUUUUAUCAGCCUCCAAAGACCCAUUUUUCUGUACUGUGUCUGUCCUCUGUUGCAUCUCACAGACCCCGGGAAUUUUGCUCGUCUUUGUUGGUAUUCAUCAGACUCCAAGGACCCAUUUUUUCUGUACUUUGUGUUUCCUCUGUUGUUGUAUCUCACAGACCCAAGGAAGACCAAAUGGGGAACAGUUUAAGGGGUAACAAGACCACAAAGGUGAUGAAAAUUGAUGGAGAGACAAUGAAGCUGAAGACCCCAGUGAAAGCUGGGGAUGUGCUGAAGAAUUAUCCAGGUCUUGUUUUGCUGGAUUCUGAGGCAGUGAAGCAUUAUGGUGCUAGAGCAAAGCCUUUGGAAGCACACAAGAAUUUGGAGCCAAAGAGGCUAUAUUUUCUCGUGGAGCUUCCUAAAGGGAAGGCUCCUCCUAGGAGAAUCCGUUCUGGGAUCAACAUGAGUGCCAAAGAUCGCCUUGAGAACUUAAUGCUGGCUAGGAGGUCUGCUUCUGACCUUUCCAUCAUGAAGCAGGUUAGUGAUACUAUGGCCAAGGAGGGGUCUGAGAACGGUAAGAUGAAGCUCAAGUUGAAGCUUCCAAAGGCAGAGGUUGAGAAGUUGAUUAGAGAAAGCAAAGAUGAAGCUGAAGCAGCACAGAGGAUUAUGGGCCUGUACAUGGCUGCCACCUCGGCCUCAGCCACUGCCACGGCCUCCACCACGGCCACGCACACCACCAGCAGCAGCAGCGGCAGCGGCAGCGGUAGAGACAGUGAGAAUGAAAGUGAGGAAAGUGGGGAGCUGAUAGAGCAGAAGGUGCAUUUGAAGGUUGGUAGAAGCAGAGUUGGAGAUAGUAACAAGCCACGUGAAAAAUUGCAGAAGAGGGUCAGUUUUAUGCCAAUCGCUCAUCAAGGAGGAAGAGAAAUAGUGGUGGCUUCAUAACCGCUUAGAGCCAUGGAGGAAAUUCCAAGUUCUUGCUUCAUACCAACCUGAAAGGAGAUUUCCUGAUGCUUAGUUAAAAUAAAGACAGAGUGAUGCUAUGUAUGCUGUUUCCAUAUGGACCAGUUUGCACUUUUGAAUGAUGAAUAGACAACUUACAGUUGUAAGUAAUUGGAAGUCUAGGUAUCAUGUGUAUAUAAUAUAGCAUUACUCACUAUAUGUAAUAUAAUAUGUUGGGAUAAUUUAUAAACUCUGUUUUGUUAAAUCAAUUUAGUGAGAUGUUAUGAUUCA
Messenger RNA from Prosopis cineraria, 1284 nucleotides. RefSeq lists its product as uncharacterized. The transcript is spliced from 2 exons. The record is from RefSeq and is a predicted model, not a curated record. Lineage: Eukaryota; Viridiplantae; Streptophyta; Magnoliopsida; Fabales; Fabaceae. Bases 250 to 996 code for a protein of 248 amino acids.